Messenger RNA from Verticillium dahliae VdLs.17, 390 nucleotides. RefSeq names its product vacuolar protein sorting-associated protein. Lineage: Eukaryota; Fungi; Ascomycota; Sordariomycetes; Glomerellales; Plectosphaerellaceae. The record is from RefSeq and is a predicted model, not a curated record. Gene Ontology annotation, biological process: late endosome to vacuole transport via multivesicular body sorting pathway. The coding region runs from base 1 to 390 and encodes 129 amino acids. The transcript is spliced from 2 exons. Gene Ontology annotation, cellular component: Vps55/Vps68 complex; endosome.
AUGCCGACCGCCGGCCUCAAGACCAUCAUCGCCCUCUCGUUCGUCCUCGCCGUCGGCUUCCUGCUCGUCAUCCUGUCGUGCGCCCUCUACAACGUCUACUACCCGCUGCUCGUCGUCGCCACCUACGUCCUGGCCCCCGUGCCCAACUGGAUCUGCUCGCGCUGCGCCAACCCCGACGACUUUGUCGAGAGCUCGGGCGGCGCCAUCCUCGACCUCGGCCGCUUCUGCACCGCCUUUCUCGUCGUCAUGGGCAUUGCGCUGCCCUUUGUGCUCGCCCACGCCGCCCUCAUCCAGACGGGCGCCCUCGUCAUGUCCGUUGUCGGCGGUCUGCUGAUCUACGGCACCAUCAUCAGCUUUGGCAUGUUCUUCCAGGAGGAGCAGGAGUUUUAG